CUCUUUCUUCUCUGUCUUUUUACUAUUUCUCUCCGCAGAACUCAACGGCGCUAAUUAACCUUAAUGUCAUAAAGUAUUCACUCUAUAAGUACACGCGUCCACACUCUUUUCUCUUUGCUAAGAAUCCCAGAAAAGAAAAUUCAUUCUCGUCUUCUCUCGCAGUUUCCCAUGUUCCAAACAGCACCGCCUUGAAUAAUACACUUCGUUUUAUAUUCACACUGUUCACUGAUCACAACCCAACAUGGCCCUUAAUUCAACUGACCUGAAAGAAGUGAUUGUGAGCAUGGACGGCUUCGAUGACAGUGGUGUUAAAGUGAUGUUGAAUAACAGAGGAGGAGGAGGACGAGGAGGAGGGGGGAUUUGGAGGGAAUCAAGCUAUGAUUUCUUGAAUGAUGCAAAUAAAAAAGAUAAGCGACGUGUUAUUAAUGGAGACGACGACGACGACGACGACGACAACAACAACAACAACAACAACAGUGAUGGAAAUGGAAGUCACGAAUUUGAUUUUAAAGGUCAUCAGAACAUUAACAGUAACAAUGGUGUUACUGUUAGUGCUAGUGGUAGCGGUUCAUCGAAGGAGGAAGAAGAUCCACCCUCGAAGCUGAUUGGUCAGUUCUUGCACAAACAGAAAGCAUCGGGUGAGUUUUGUUUAGAUAUGGACUCUGAGAUGAUGACUCAUCUCCAGGACGACGCUGUUGUUUUUCAUAAGAGUUUAGCUCCGGUUUCUGAAUCUCCUACUGCUAUUAUGAAUCGGGUCUCUUUCGACCCGAACCCACCAGGGUCAAGUGAAUCAGUGAGGAGGAGAAGGGAUUUUAAAGAUUCUUCUCCAACUAAAGAAAGUAACGGUGGUACUGAUGAUGGUGAGAUUUUGAAGUGUAGUUCUAGAAACCACAGGUCUUUUUCGAGUAAUCCCUCGUUUAAGAGGAAGUCUACUUUGUUGAAGGACAGGCCAAAGUCUAGAUUGAUGGACCCGCCACCGCAGCCGCCGGAGAAGUCGGGAAGAGUGGCAGUUGGGAGGUCGGGGCUGUUAAAGUCUGGAUUUUUAGGGAAAGGGAGUGUUGUUGAUGAAGAGGAAGAUGACCCUUUAUUGGAAGAGGAUUUGCCCGAAGAGUAUAAAAAAGAUAGGCUUGAUAUUUGGAUUUUACUUGAAUGGGUGAGUUUGAUUAUUAUUAUUGCUGCUUUAGUUUGUAGUCUUGCAAUUCCAUAUUUGAGAGAGAAGGAUUUUUGGAGACUUAGGUUGUGGAAAUGGGAAGUUUUUGUUUUAGUUUUGAUUUGUGGGAGGUUGGUUUCAGGUUGGGUUAUUAGGAUCAUCGUGUUUUUCAUUGAGAGAAACUUUCUCUUGCGGAAACGGGUUUUGUAUUUUGUUUAUGGAGUUAGGAAAGCUGUGCAAAAUUGUUUGUGGUUAGGGCUUGUUUUGAUUGCCUGGCACUGCUUGUUUGACAAGAAAGUUGAGAGGGAAACUCGGAGUGACAAACUUAGAUAUGUGACUAAGGUUCUGGUCUGUUUAGUUGUGGGUACCUUGUUGUGGUUGGUGAAGACCUUAGUGGUUAAAGUUCUUGCAUCUUCAUUUCAUGUGAGCACUUACUUUGAUCGGAUCCAGGAGUCGUUGUUUAAUCAAUAUGUGAUUGAAACCCUAUCUGGUCCCCCAUUGGUUGAAAUGAGAAGGAAUGAGGAAGAGGAAGAGAGACUUCUGGCAGAAGUACAAAAGUUGCAGAAUGCAGGUGCCACCGUGCCCCCCGGCCUUAAGGCAACUGCGAGCCUUUCACCACCACAGAGUGCAAAGGUUAUCGGAAGUGGAAGGCUCCAGAAAAGCCCUCGAAUAGGUACCCCCAAGCUCUCUCGUUCUCUUUCUAACAAAUUUGACGAGGGAGAUGAGGGUAUAACGAUCGACCACUUGCACAAAUUGAAUCCUAAGAAUGUUUCUGCUUGGAAUAUGAAGAGGCUGAUGAAUAUAAUUCGACAUGGAGCUCUGUCCACGCUGGAUGAGAAGAUACAAAAUUCUAAUGACGGUGAUGAAGAGUCUGCUACAAAGAUUAGAAGUGAAAUUGAAGCGAAGGCUGCAGCAAGGAAAAUAUUCCAGAAUGUGGCUAGGCCAGGGUGUCGGUAUAUCUACUUGGAUGACAUCACGCGUUUCAUGCAAGAUGAUGAGGCUGCAAAGACCAUGAGCCUCUUUGAGGGAGCAUCUGAAAGCAAAAAAAUCAGCAAAAAAUGUUUGAAAAACUGGGUGGUUAAUGCUUUCAGAGAACGGAGAGCACUUGCUUUGACACUGAAUGACACAAAAACUGCUGUUAACAAACUGCAUCGUAUGGUGAACAUUAUGGUUGGGAUUGUUAUAGCAGUUAUUUGGCUUCUUAUACUAGGAAUUGCUACUAGCAAGUUUCUCCUCUUUCUAAGUUCACAACUUCUCCUUGUGGCGUUCAUAUUUGGAAACACCUGCAAAACUGUGUUUGAGUCUAUUAUUUUCCUGUUUGUAAUCCAUCCAUUUGAUGUGGGCGAUCGCUGUGAAGUUGAUGGAGUUCAGAUGGUGGUUGAAGAGAUGAACAUUUUAACUACUGUCUUUUUAAGAUUUGACAACCAGAAGAUAAUAAUUACAAACAGUGUUCUUGCUACCAAAGCGAUUGGUAACUACUACCGUAGCCCAGAUAUGGGAGAUGCAGUUGAGUUCCUCAUCCACCUAGCUACCCCAGCUGAAAAGAUUGUCAUUGUGAAACAAAGAAUAAACAGCUAUAUUGAGAACAAAAAGGACCACUGGUAUCCUUCCCCCAUGAUUAUAUUCAAGGAUGCAGAAGACUUGACCAGGGUACGGAUAGCAGUUUGGUUGACUCAUAGGAUGAACCACCAAGACAUGGGGGAGAGGUUUGUAAGAAGAUCUCUCUUGCUGGAUGAGAUGAUGAGAAUUUUCAGGGAGCUCGACAUGCAAUAUCGCCUUCUUCCUCUUGACAUCAAUGUUCGUGCCUUGCCACCUGUCACCUCUGACCGCCUUCCUGCCAAUUGGACCAGCUGAAGGAUGAAACAAAGAAAGCAGAUAUCGUACAUUCACUGGCCACUCCUGCCACUUAUAUCUCCUUUUGAAAACAGUCCCCAUUAAAAUGAAAUUGUCGGCUCUAGUAUUUAUCCUGGAGGAUGAGAAGACUAUAGUACACGAACUGUUCAGAACUGUAUGCCAAUUCUUAUUGUUAUAUAAUCAACUACUGUAGCGUCGUUGAAUUUCU
Populus trichocarpa (black cottonwood) is the source of this 3212-nucleotide messenger RNA. RefSeq names its product mechanosensitive ion channel protein 6. Gene Ontology annotation, molecular function: mechanosensitive monoatomic ion channel activity. The coding region runs from base 242 to 3004 and encodes 920 amino acids. The record is from RefSeq and is a predicted model, not a curated record. Gene Ontology annotation, cellular component: plasma membrane. The transcript has 5 exons. NCBI's taxonomy places the organism in Eukaryota, Viridiplantae, Streptophyta, Magnoliopsida, Malpighiales, Salicaceae. Gene Ontology annotation, biological process: monoatomic anion transport; transmembrane transport.